CCGUCCCGCCACCCUCGAGCCCGUCGCCGCCGCCGUCGCCGCCGUCGCAAUGGGCAAGCGCAAGAACGAAGCUCCUGCCAGCCGCCUGGCCAAGAAGAAGAGGGCCAUCCCCGACGACGAGGCGCAUCGCAACUUCCGCCACGGCCUCUUUGACGCCAGCGUGCUCGCCGAGUACACCAAUGCCUAUGCCCAGUCGCAGCCCUACAAGCACGCCGUCAUCCAGAAGCUCGUCAACGACACGCUGCUGCGCAAUGUCCGCAACGAAAUCCGCGAGCACAUCCACUUCACCCCCAAGGAGACGGACAUCUACAAGAUCCACCAGUCUGGCGAUCUCGCCAACCUCGAUGGCCUCGACGACUCGGCACUCAAGCGCCUGCCCUCGCUGCUCACCCUGCGUGAUUCGCUGUACUCGUCGGCCUUUCGCAAGUACCUCUCUUCGAUAACAGGGGCUGGGCCAUUGAGCGGGGUAAAGACCGACAUGGCUGUGAACGUAUACACGCCAGGCUGCCAUUUGCUAUGCCACGACGACGUCAUUGGCAGCCGACGCGUCAGCUGGAUCCUGUACCUGCUGGACCCGGAUAUUGAAUGGAAGCCCGAGUGGGGGGGUGCCCUGCGACUGUACCCAACCGAAGACCUCGAGACGCCCGACGGCGACAAGGUCAAGGUACCGAGCCCAGACUUUUCUCUGUCGAUUCCGCCUGCCUGGAACCAACUCUCCUUCUUCACGGUCCAGCCCGGCGAGAGCUUCCAUGACGUCGAGGAGGUGUACCGAAGAGGCGUGGAAGAAAAGGCCGACGAGGACGGCGGGCGCAUCCGCAUGGCCAUCAGUGGAUGGUUCCACAUCCCGCAAGAAGGCGAAGAGGGCUAUGAGGAGGGCCUUGAGGAGAAGCUAGCAGAGAAGAGUUCGCUCGCCCAGCUGCAGGGAGGAAAGGCCGACGUCUUCGAUGAGCCGCAACCACAAUGGGUAGAAAACCCUUUUUGGGAAGAGCAGGCGAAGCAGGAAGACGACGAGCUCACGGAGAAUGAGAUUGACUUCCUCAUCAAGUUCAUCAACCCAAACUAUCUCGUUCCGGACACCGUGGAGGAGCUCUCCAAGAUGUUCUCGGACGAGUCCUCGUUACGACUCGCGCAAUUCUUGUCGAACAAGUUCUCGGCGCGGUUACGCGAGUACCUCGAAUCCAAGGACCACGAGGCUGAACCUAGCCUACCCGCCAACCCACAUCACAAGGAGUCAAAAGUCGGUGUCGCGCGCCCGCCGCACAAGCACCGAUACCUUUACCGCCAGGCCGUUCAACCCAUACCAACUACGCCGUAUCCCGAGAACGAUGGUAUGACACCAUACGAUGACCUCGUCGACAUUCUCUUCCCGCAUCCCGCCUUCAUGAAGUGGAUCUCGCUUGUCACGGGAAUCACCCUAACAAAGAGUAACAUCUUUGCCCGCCGUUUCCGUCGUGGGUUUGACUACACACUAGCGACGGCCUACGAGGAAGAAGACCCACAACUCGAAGUCUGUCUGGGUAUCACGCCUUCACGCGGCUGGGGCGACGAAGACGAGGAACCCGAAGAAGCCGCGACCGAGAAACCCGAGCAAAACGGAUCUUCCAAGAAGAGCAAGAAGAAGAACGGCAGCAGCAGCAAAGCCAAGCCCGCCCAACAGCCCAAGCCAGAAGAGGAAGUCGGCGGCUACGAAAUGUACAUGGCCGGCGAAGACGACUCGGAAAACCCCACGACGACAUCUUCCUUGGAGCCCUCGACCUCAACGGGUGCCGGCCAACGCCGCAAAGCCAAGGCCGACCCCGCCAUCUACCGCUCCGCCGCUGACGACGACGACGACGACGGCAUCUUGUUCAGCCAGCCCGCUGCCUGGAACAACAUGGCCAUUGUCCUGCGCGACAGGGGCGUCCUACGCUUCACAAAAUACAUCAGUAAGAGCGCAAAGGGCGAUCGCUGGGACGUUUGUGCCGAGUAUGGUGUGGAGUUUGGCGAGGAUGAUGAUGACGAUGACGAUGAUGUUGAUGUUGACACGAUGAAAGAUGACUAGGUAGUCAAAGGGAUGAUAUGCGAUAUGGCUAUUGUGAUUUAUCAUGUGUUUUACCUUCUUCUUCUUUUUUUUCUUCCUGCUUUCUGGCCUUUGUGAUUGUGAUUGUCGUUGUCGUUGUGAGUGAUGGGGGUGCAUGAUUGAUUGAAUGGGAUGGAGGGUGGGAGGUGGGCGGGUGGAUGGAUAGACCGAGGGAGGUGGACGGGCGGGUGGAUGCAUGGAGCGAGCAAGAAAUAGCUUGAUGAGCGGAUGCACGGAUGGACGGAGUGGUAAAUACUUGCAUGGAAAGAUGCAUACACAAGUCAACAUGCUUUAAUCAACAAC
Messenger RNA from Exserohilum turcica Et28A, 2362 nucleotides. RefSeq lists its product as uncharacterized. Bases 50 to 2041 code for a protein of 663 amino acids. Gene Ontology annotation, biological process: regulation of translational termination; peptidyl-proline hydroxylation. The transcript is spliced from 2 exons. Gene Ontology annotation, molecular function: iron ion binding; peptidyl-proline dioxygenase activity; L-ascorbic acid binding. The record is from RefSeq and is a predicted model, not a curated record. Gene Ontology annotation, cellular component: cytoplasm. Lineage: Eukaryota; Fungi; Ascomycota; Dothideomycetes; Pleosporales; Pleosporaceae.